This is a messenger RNA of Austrofundulus limnaeus, 1758 nucleotides long. RefSeq names its product homeobox A13a (gene hoxa13a). Gene Ontology annotation, molecular function: DNA-binding transcription factor activity, RNA polymerase II-specific; DNA binding. Gene Ontology annotation, biological process: regulation of DNA-templated transcription. The record is from RefSeq and is a predicted model, not a curated record. NCBI's taxonomy places the organism in Eukaryota, Metazoa, Chordata, Actinopteri, Cyprinodontiformes, Rivulidae.
UUUUUUUUUCUCUCCCUCUCUUUCACUCUCUGGGCUUUUUUAAAAACGAGUCAGAAGCCUCGAUGUUGGAUGCCGUGCUAUGACAACGUCACUGCUCCUCCGUCCGCGCUGGGUCGACCCGUCGGUGAUGUUCCUCUACGACAACGGCGAUGAAGUGAGCAAGAACAUGGAGGGCUUCGCGGGUGGCAACUUCGCGGCGAACCAGUGCAGGAACCUGAUGGCGCACACCGCCUCCCUGGCGUCCGGCUACCCGUCGGGCGACGUGCCCCCCUCCGGCGUGAGCGAGCCCGUGAAGCAGUGCAGCCCCUGCUCCGCUGCGCAGAACCCACCCGGCGCCUCCCUGCCGUACGGCUACUUCGGCUACCCGUGCAGGAUGUCUCAUCACAGCAGCGUGAAGGGAGCGCAGCCCCCCUCCGCUUAUGGAGACAAAUACAUGGACACGGCCGCCCCGGGCGACGACUUCUCCUCCCGGCCGAAGGAGUUUGCUUUUUAUUCCACCUACCCAUCAGGACCUUACCAACCUGUCCCCAGCUACCUGGACGUGCCCGUGGUGCCAACUAUCAGCGCGCCGUCAGAAGCCAGGCACGAGUCCCUGCUGCCCAUGGAGAGCUACCAGCCGUGGACUCUGGCCCCCAACGCCUGGAACAGCCAGGUUUACUGCGCCAAGGAGCAGCCCCAGCCUGGACACAUGUGGAAGUCGUCCAUACCAGACGCAGUGUCUCACGCCGGGGGAGACUCCGGCUCUUUCCGACGCGGAAGAAAGAAGCGCGUGCCAUACACCAAGGUGCAACUGAAGGAGCUCGAGCGCGAGUACGGCGCCAAUAAAUUUAUCACGAAGGACAAACGGAGGAGGAUAUCGGCUCAGACCAACCUGUCCGAGCGCCAGGUCACUAUAUGGUUUCAGAACAGACGCGUAAAGGAGAAGAAAGUUGUCAACAAAUUGAAAACGAUCAGCUAGUUUUUAUUAUUAAUAUUAUUAUUUUUUUAUUAUGAAAUAAUUGGUUAUUCUCAUUAUGGACACAAUCAGUUGGAGGUACAGACACACUGCAGUUUCGGGACACAUGGAUUGGAAUAACACGCUCCUUCUUGACUGAACAUUAUUCAAAUGUGUUUCAGGCAAAUGUUUUCCGGAGCCUGUGGAACAAAACUGCCCGGGGCCUGUGAAGGCCGGACCCUCCAUUCCCCUCACAUGUUGUUAAAUAUUAAGUGGGAAAGAAGAAAAACUAGAAUAUAGCUGUAUUAAGUGUGACUUCUCCCUUUUUUUUUUACUCCUUUUUUUUUUGGCAUGCUCACUUUUUAAAGCAUGAAAAUAAACUGACCUCUGUUGAAAGGAUGUGUGCGCCACCGAGCUACACCUUUAUCUUUAACAAGGGCGAUAAAUGGAAGAUUGACAGGAAGCUCUGCUGGUUUGGAUUUGGACCUUGGGAAGGUUAAAUAUUAAUCAGCUCCUGGCAUCUUUUGGAAAAUGCUAUUCUUACGCUUUGCUUCUUUAUGAAGUCUUAAUCUUAUCAUAUGAAAUCCGUACUUUCAUCCACAUCCAGUCCGUGGUGCAAUUCUUAUUAUAAUGCUUAGAUAAUCGUGGAGAUGUCUUCAUAUCAAUCCUUGCUUUGUUUUUUUUAUUAUUAUAUAUAAUGUGUGCGUCUUCAUGUGGUUGUAUAUAAGUAUAAAAGUAAAUUCCGGCAUGAUAUCCAGGUUGUGUUUUACAGUCCAAUGUGUUAAAGUCCGUCCCUGCAAUAAAAUAUGGACUUGGUUGAAUUU